AUGGCGGUUUACGAUCUCGGCAAUGUGGCAGAAGCGCCAGAGGGCUCCGAAGUCUACAGCACACGCUCGUUAUACCACUACUCCAGCACCUUCUGGGCCCUGAAUUACGACGCUACUGUCAACAGCGUCAACUACGGACACUUCGCUGAUUGGAAUCAUGUGGGAUUCGACCACGGCGAUAGAACCAUCAACUGGGUCGGCUUUGCCGGGGAGCAGCGGAGGCUUGGUCUACAACGAGAACAGCCUUGGGUGCACACGCUGCUUCCCGAGAACCACCAACCAUAUGAGUUUUCUAUGGACGGAAGAUACGGAGGUCUCUCUGGGGAGCUUUCGGUGCUUAUCGCUCUCAUUGCUUUCUCCAUUCGCCCGGAGUGGUUAUUCCAUGGAUUGAGCAACUGCAUGCGACAAGGCCAGUGGGGCGGGCAUCAGCACAGGCAUGGCAGUGGGUUUUCUAUUGAGAUAUUGCACAUCUGCGCUUUCUAA
Lasiodiplodia theobromae is the source of this 483-nucleotide messenger RNA. RefSeq lists its product as uncharacterized. The transcript has a single exon. Lineage: Eukaryota; Fungi; Ascomycota; Dothideomycetes; Botryosphaeriales; Botryosphaeriaceae. The coding region runs from base 1 to 483 and encodes 160 amino acids. The record is from RefSeq and is a predicted model, not a curated record.